AGAACAGCUGGGCACAUCUCCUGCCCACAACACAACACAUCUUACACCAUUGGGACACCGCAAAACCCACAAUGGUGCAAUAAUUACCAAUGCUGAUGGCGGCACCCUCAACAGAACUAGAACCCAUAAUACCAACCUUGAAUAUACAACCAUGGCUACAGAACGGGAUUCAGGAGAUCAAGCAGUUAUACAACGAA
Molecule: messenger RNA, 197 nt
Organism: Pelobates cultripes (western spadefoot toad)
Lineage: Eukaryota; Metazoa; Chordata; Amphibia; Anura; Pelobatidae
Source: the annotation of a GenBank genome assembly